AUGUCUAAUGAAGAAAAAGAAAAUGUUUGUCAUUUAGUUGUGAAUAAUUAUUCUGAUACUAGGAAAUCAAUAGACCGUGAACAAGAAGCCAUAAUUAUUAAACGUAAAAAUUCUGUUUACUCUUCUGAGACGUAUAAGAAAUACGGAAAUGCAAAAUUGAUUAAAAGCGAAAUAAGUAAAGCCGUAUUAAGUUCUGCUGAUAGUGAUACUACUUUUAAUGAAAAGAAAAAUUAUCAUAUCGCAGUAUGUCAGGAUGGGAAAUUUGUUGUCACAUUUGAUACAGAAAACCUUCAGAUUAAAAUAUUGAAGAAUAUUAGUAAUAGCCCGUAUAAAGACAAUAACCAGAGUACAUCCGAUAAAAUUAACGAAACUAUUAUACAAUUUAAAAUAGACGGUAAUGACGAAGGCAAAGAAAUCACAUCAAAUAAUGAUGAAAAAUCUGGAUGGUCAAUCGAUAUAUCGAAUGUAUACACAAAUGACACAAAAGACUGUAAACGUAAAUGUUUCAUUUUUGUCGCCGUAUCUCGCAUAAUCGAUGAAGAUAUGAAGAAUAUGAAGAAUACAAUAAAAAAAGCAAAGGAAAGAAAUCGAACUAUUGUCAUCUACCGCAUUGAACUAAUUAAUGGAAAUUAUGUUUCUGAUAGAGAUACUAAGAAUACUAUUAUCUAUAAAAUUCAUGGAAUUUCAGGAAUAUGUAGAUUUGUACAUGAGUCCAGAAACAACGAAGUCCUUAGUUUAGAAAGCGAUAUUUUAAGAUUCAUAGUAUUGAAUUUCGAUGGUAUGCGUAGUUUUGAUUAUAAAGAUAAUUUUAAAUUGUACAAAAAAUUUAAUUAUCCAGAACAUAUCAAACGUAAAUUAGAGGCAUUAGAUUCUUCAGAAAUAUCUGACUGCAUGAACCUACUUUUCUCAUGUAUUUACGAUAAAUAUUUUCUGAUUGAACAUUACAAAGAUAACGUACAUUUACUUGAAGUUUACGAUCUAGCAAAAAUGAGGUUAGAAACCAUCACAAAAAGAGUUGAAAAUAGUCAGGAUAAACUUAUAAGAAAUUAUAAUAGGAAGAAUUUCUCAAUUAGUAAGAACAAACAACUACUCUGCUUUACACGAGGAUUUCAUUCCAUCAAUUUAUAUUUUAUGGAAAAUGGUUUGGAAGCUAUCAAUAAAAAAUUUGAUGGUAUUGAAGAAAUUUACUUAGUAGAAUUCUUUGAAAAUGAUAGGAAAUUAAUUGUAAUUGGUAUUGGCGUCUCUGAAGAUGAGGAAAAUUUAAAACUUAUAAUUUGGGAUAUGUAUAAUGUUGUAGAAACUGAAACGAUAGAAUUAGAUGAUUUUCUUACAACAAAAAAUAUUUAUACCCGUUUAACAAGAACUUCAGGAAAUCUUUUACAAAUUGAUGAUAAAGGAGAUGUUACGUCAAUUGUUAAAAGGGUCGAUAGAUUAUUAAAACAAAAACAAUCGAAAAUGAUUGGAAAGAUAGUAUCUCCUCUUCCUCCUUCUCCUGAUUUAAGUUACUUUAAAGGUGUCAAACCAAUGGUUGUUGAGAUAGAACCAUGGGUGCUAGGUAAUUACAAAGAUUACAAAAGCAAUUCAUAUUGUCUUUAUCAGAAUAAAAAUGGAUCAGAGAUAGAAACUUUACAACUUAUAGUUGGUAGAUCAACUAUCCAAGUUUGGCAUCAGAUUAAUUCUGACGAUAAAAAUAAAAGCAAGGACGAACUUCCUAACAAAGGAAAACCCUUUCUCGAAUACAUAUGGACAAAUGGUAUCCCGGUAAAUCAAGAAAGAGAAAAGACAAGAUUACGGAUUGAAAAAUUUGAAUAUAGAUCGAAUGUUGACUUUAAUUUAACCGAUUUUUGUUUGAAAGUUUAUUGGUACGAAAGAGUUUCAAAGGGCGUGAGCGAAGAUGAACUCGAAAUAAAAAAAGAUGAUGAUAUUGAAAUUAAUAAAAUGGAAAAGGAAAAGGAUGAAGAACCGAGAAUGGAAAGGAAAAAAGAUAGAGAAGCGAUAAUCGAAAUGGAAAAAGAUGAAAAAAAUAAAGUAGAAAGAAAGGAAAAAGUAAUUCAUCGACAAGAUAUUAUUGAUAAAGUUAAUGCAAUCAGGCAUGCGUGUAAAGCAUUGGAAUUUAUCAAUAAACGCCGUGAAAUCAAAGAUACCGUCAUUGUUGCUUAUCUUUUGGAAUAUUAUUCUAGACAUGCAACGGAUAGUGGGGGUUGGAUGAGUACUAUGUCUAAGGCAUUACCUUUAUUAUUUAAAUAUAAUUACGAUUUCAUAUCUCCGUUUAAUACCAAGUAUAUUCUGCUUUAUGAUCCAAAGAACAUCAAAACUAAAGAUUCAACGUUUAAUGGAACUGCUACGAAUCUCGUAAACGGCCAAGAACUUAAUGUCUCAAUGAAAGCUAAUUUUGAUCCUACAGAUUGGAAUGACAAUCCAUUUUCAUUUUUUCCUACAGCAAUUGUAGCUACAUAUUAUUGGCUUAACGGGAAUUUUGUUCAAAGAGAUACAUUUGAUUUUUGGGCUGUUGAAGUGUUUACCUUUAUCGGCAGUAUCCUUUUAAUAACUAUUUUGCAAAAUAUGUUGAUCGCUUUUAUGGGUGGUGUGUACGAAGAAGCAGCUACUAAAGGUAGACAAGCUUUAUUAAGAUUUAGAGCGAAUCAAAUUGCAAAUUAUGAAGCAUUGCAUCAUUAUUAUUUUUCGUCCCAUGAUUAUGAUCCAAAAUAUAUUUACUAUAUUAGGCGAUCAGAACAUUUUGAAACGUGGUAUGAGGAUAGGAAAAAUGAUGGACCUAUUUUUAAGGAUGUUGAAAAAAAAUCCACUUUUGCAGAAUUCGUUUUUAAAGAUAAGGUUUAUGAUAAAUUUUCAAUUUGGAAAUAUGAUGAUGAUGAUGAUAUUAAAAUUGAAAUUGAAAAGUUCAAAAUGAUGAAGAAAAGUUUAAAUGAUAAUAUCGAAAAUUUGAUAAAAAAUCUUGAAGAUCGAAAAAAUGAUAAUGCUAAUGAUAAUAUCGAUAUUGAUAAGAAAAUUGAACAAUUGAAAGCUAUAAAAAAUUAA
Messenger RNA from Rhizophagus irregularis DAOM 181602=DAOM 197198, 3036 nucleotides. The record is from RefSeq and is a predicted model, not a curated record. NCBI's taxonomy places the organism in Eukaryota, Fungi, Glomeromycota, Glomeromycetes, Glomerales, Glomeraceae.